AUGGGAGAUCUGCCAAGACAACGUGUUACACCGUCCCCCGCCUUUAGCAUCACUGGUGUGGACUAUGCUGGUCCAAUUCUGGUGAAGCAGGGGACCCACAGAGCCAAGGUCAUCAAAGCGUUCAUAGCGAUCUUCGUGUGUAUGGCCACGAAAGCCGUACAUUUAGAAUUAGUGUCCGACCUGACGUCCGACGCUUUUCUUGCGGCACUCCAACGCUUCGUGAGUCGUAGGGGAAUAGUGUCGGAGAUGCACUCUGACAAUGCGACGAACUUUCACGGCACCAACAACGAGCUCCACAAGCUGUACGAGAUGUUUCGUAACCAACCGGACGUCGACAAAAUCCUGCAGUACUGCCACGCAAAGGAAAUUGAGUGGCACUUCAUACCGCCAGAUUCGCCCGAGUUCGGCGGCCUAUGGGAGGCUGCUGUGAAGUGCACCAAGACCCAUCUGAAACGAGUGGUAGGUAAUAAAACGUUAAAUUUUGAAGAAAUGGCAACAAUACUUUGCGAAAUCGAGGCCGUCCUCAAUCCGAGGCCACUUUUCGCAAUAUCUGGAGACCCAGGUGAUCCCGAAGUUAUCACCCCGGCCCAUUUUUUGAUUGGCCGUCCAAUGACUGCUGUACCCGAACCAUCGUACCAGGACCUCAACGUUGGCCGGCUAAGUCGCUGGCAGCAUCUUCAACUGCUGCGUGAGCAGUUUUGGAGAGCCUGGUCCCGCGAUUAUCUUAGCAGUCUGCAACCCAGGAAGAAGAACUGGAACACAUCUACCAACGCUCGACCAGGAAUGAUCGUCUUGAUUAAGGACAAGAACCGCCCUCCGUUGCAGUGGAAGUUGGGCCACAUCACCUCUGUUCAUUGUUCAUCCUGGCCACGACGACCUGGUCCGGGUAGUGGACGUUUUCAGCGAAGGCAAAACUUUUACACGGCCCAUCACGAAGUUGUCAAUUUUGCCAAUUGA
Molecule: messenger RNA, 957 nt
Organism: Aedes albopictus (Asian tiger mosquito)
Lineage: Eukaryota; Metazoa; Arthropoda; Insecta; Diptera; Culicidae
Exons: 1
Coding region: 1-957 (318 amino acids)
Biological process (GO): DNA integration
Molecular function (GO): nucleic acid binding
Source: RefSeq, a predicted model, not a curated record